AUGGAGAUCACCAAUGUCAGUGAGUAUGAGGCUAUUGCAAAGCAGAAAUUGCCAAAGAUGGUGUUUGACUACUACGCAUCUGGUGCAGAGGACCAGUGGACUCUGCAAGAGAACAGAAAUGCCUUUACCAGAAUUUUGUUUCGGCCUCGUAUUCUUAUUGAUGUGAGUAAGAUAGACAUGACAACUACUGUCCUGGGCUUCAAAAUAUCCAUGCCAAUCAUGAUUGCCCCAACAGCCAUGCAGAAAAUGGCUCAUCCUGAGGGAGAAUAUGCCACAGCAAGAGCUGCCUCUGCUGCUGGAACAAUCAUGACUUUGUCCUCAUGGGCCACUUCAAGUGUUGAAGAGGUGGCUUCUACUGGACCUGGCAUUCGCUUUUUCCAGCUAUAUGUGUACAGGGACAGGAAUGUGGUUGCUCAGCUUGUGAGAAGAGCGGAAAGGGCUGGAUUCAAGGCCAUUGCCCUCACAGUUGAUACCCCAAUACUAGGACGCAGAGAGGCUGAUAUCAAGAACAGAUUCACACUGCCACCAUUUUUGACAUUGAAGAACUUCGAAGGAUUGGACCUUGGAAAGAUGGACAAAGCUAAUGACUCUGGACUUGCUUCAUAUGUUGCUGGUCAAAUUGAUCGCACACUAAGCUGGAAGGAUGUGAAGUGGCUUCAAACAAUCACCUCACUGCCAAUUCUGGUGAAGGGUGUGCUGACUGCUGAGGAUGCAAGGAUAGCUGUACAAAGUGGUGCAGCUGGAAUAAUAGUAUCCAACCAUGGAGCUAGACAACUUGACUAUGUUCCAGCCACCAUAUCAGCCUUAGAAGAGGUUGUCAAAGCUGCUGAAGGUCGUAUUCCUGUAUUUUUGGAUGGUGGAGUUCGCCGUGGAACUGAUGUCUUCAAAGCAUUGGCACUAGGUGCCUCUGGCAUAUUUAUUGGACGCCCUGUGGUGUUCUCCUUGGCUGCUGACGGAGAAGCUGGUGUAAGAAAAGUGUUGCAGAUGCUACGUGAAGAGUUUGAGCUAACCAUGGCCUUGAGUGGUUGUCGUUCACUGAAGGAAAUCACUCGUGAUCACAUUGUGACUGAUUGGGACCACCCUCGCAUUCAACCCCGUACCCGUGCGUUGUUGUGA
This is a messenger RNA of Sphenostylis stenocarpa, 1116 nucleotides long. The record is from the annotation of a GenBank genome assembly. Lineage: Eukaryota; Viridiplantae; Streptophyta; Magnoliopsida; Fabales; Fabaceae.